Molecule: messenger RNA, 800 nt
Organism: Brassicogethes aeneus
Lineage: Eukaryota; Metazoa; Arthropoda; Insecta; Coleoptera; Nitidulidae
Source: the annotation of a GenBank genome assembly
UUCCCCGCAAGGUGGCGCCAUGAUGCAAUCUUUGUGUUUUUUACUCCCUAAUUUUUUAAUUUAUUGAAAUAGUAAACAUUCCCUUAAUUAAGUUCUACAGGAUGCAAGUGGACGAUUUGUUGGUCUCGAUAGAUCCCAAUGUGGACUACAGCCAGGUAUGUUUUUAACGCCAAAAAUAAUCAGACAAAAAAAAUAAAGACAAAUAAAAUUUAUAGUUUUGUAAUUCUUGAUUAUCAGAUUGCACCCGUACACCAAAAACAUACAAUAGCGUUUAUUAAUCAGUUUACAAUGCAAACGGUUGCGUUUUUAAACAAAUUUGCUCAAUCUUGUGAAUCGAGGUUGAUGGAUUUUGAAUACAAGUUGCAGAAAGUUGAGGCCUCACUUUUGAUAUUAGAGUCGCAAUUGUCUUCGAUAUCUGGACUAGAUAAUGAUGAAAAUUCCAAUAAAGUUGAAAUAAAGACUGAAGAGUCAGUGUUAGUCGAAUUACCUGAAAUAGUUUUUGCAACCGUGAAAACCAACAAUGAACCAAAUAUUCUUGUAAAUAAAAACGAAAAUAAUGGAAUUAAGGCUAGUGAAGACCCCAGGUACAAAAAGUUUUUUAAAAUGGUACAUUUUGGUGUUCCUGGACCAGCUGUUAAAAUAAAAAUGCAGAAUGAGGGAAUAGAUCCAAACAUACUUGACACUCCAAAUGAAGUAAUACCAGGACUUGAAAACUACAAAGCUCCAGAAUCAGAUUCUGACAGCUCAAGCAUUUAAAAUUACUUAUGUUGUAAAUAAUUGAAGAAUAAAACUUUUAAGUU